AUGCUUCUUCCCCCAGGCCCAACCACACAGUUCGUCUCCCCUUCCCCAUCUCUCUCUCUCUCUCUGCUGUAAAUAUAUACUCACAAACGUUUCGCUUUCUCUUUCUUUCUAAAACUAGCUCCUCCCUCCCAUGGCAACUCGCCGUGGACUCGGUUUUUAUGUUUCAAAUAUAUAUAGGAGUAGAUCAUAAAAGCCUCAAUUUACUUCACAUUUCCCUUUCAUGGGCUCGGGUGAGAGAAUCGUGAUGACGAGGGUGGUAUUAAGCUCUGGAUUUGUUUCUUCUGUUGCUUUCUUUGUUGCUUUGGUCGUGUCCCAACUGGGUCGCUGCGGGGUCAACUCGGAGUCGACUCAGGAGAAGCAAGCUCUCAUUGAUUUCUUGUCCAGAACCCCACACGAGACCAGGGUCGACUGGAACGAGUCCACCUCGGCCUGCAAUUGGGUGGGCGUCGGGUGCGAUGCGAACCGGUCGUCUGUGUACUAUCUGCGCUUGCCCGGAGUUGGGCUCGUCGGGAAUAUUCCGGCGAACACGAUUGGGAGGCUGACUCAGCUCCGAGUGCUGAGUCUCCGGUCGAAUCGGCUCACAGGUUCGGUCCCUCCCGACUUCGCCAAUCUCAAGUUCCUCCGCAGCCUCUAUCUCCAGAACAACCAGUUCUCCGGCGGGUUUCCAUCUAGUCUGACCGAGUUGACGCGGCUGAGCCGCCUGGACCUCUCCUCCAACAAAUUCACCGGCCCAAUCCCGUUUUCGGUCAACAAAUUGACCUCAUUGAGCCGGCUCUACCUGCAGAAGAACGGGUUCAACGGGACCCUACCCGGCAUCAACCUCCCCAGCCUAACCGAUUUCAAUGUCUCCGACAAUCGCCUCAACGGGUCAAUUCCGGCGAGACUCUCCAAAUUCCCGGCGCCAUCCUUCGCGGGGAACAUCGAUCUAUGCGGCGCCCCAUUGCCGCCGUGCAACCCUUUCUUCCCAUCCCCCUCACCUUCCCCGUCGGCCCAGAUCAGCCCGCUCCGCCACAGAAAGUCCAAGAAGCUCUCCGGAGGCGCCAUUGCCGGAAUCGCAGUGGGCGCGGCACUGGCCGCGAUCCUCCUGGCACUGGCCCUCAUCCUCUGCCUCUCGAGGAAGAGGAGAGAACCCCGGAAGGCAAUACCUGCCGCCGGGGCAGGGGCGGGAGAAUCCGCAGGGGCGGCGGGGGCGUCGGCCUCGAAGGAGGAGGU
Molecule: messenger RNA, 1212 nt
Organism: Cuscuta campestris
Lineage: Eukaryota; Viridiplantae; Streptophyta; Magnoliopsida; Solanales; Convolvulaceae
Source: the annotation of a GenBank genome assembly